Molecule: messenger RNA, 3522 nt
Organism: Dermochelys coriacea (leatherback sea turtle)
Lineage: Eukaryota; Metazoa; Chordata; Testudines; Dermochelyidae
Product: leukotriene C4 synthase-like
Exons: 6
Coding region: 417-875 (152 amino acids)
Biological process (GO): leukotriene biosynthetic process
Cellular component (GO): nuclear envelope; endoplasmic reticulum; membrane
Molecular function (GO): enzyme activator activity; leukotriene-C4 synthase activity; glutathione transferase activity
Source: RefSeq, a predicted model, not a curated record
CGCGCUUGCAGAGCCCGCUGGGAAGCGCAGCGCAGCGCAGCCCGGCCCGGGAUUCCCCCGCGCGAGCUGCUGGCCCGGGGGGCGGCCGCUCGCGCGCGCUCUCAAGCCUGUACCCGCCCAGCCGCCGACCCCUCAAGAGCAAGAGUUUGCUUUUCUGACCUCGCCCCGAGGGCUGGCCACGCCUGCCCCGAGCCAGGCCUUCGCCUGCCCGCGCUCCCUGCGGCUGUCCAGGAACAGCUCUGCAGCAUGCGAGGGGUUAACUAGCGCUGCGAGGAGGAAGCACAUGCUCGCGCGGAGCAAUAAUUGUCGGUGGCGGUGCACACCCGGCAGAGGGAGCGGACCGCACCGCACUCCGCAGUCGCCCCCCCUGCAGGAGCUGGGACCGGUUUUUUGCCACAGCGCCCGGCAGCCCCAAGAUGCUGGAUCAGAUCGCGUUGCUAGCCGCUGUGACCGUCCUGGGAGUCUUGGAGCAAGCCUAUUUUGCACUGCAGGUGAUCUAUGCCAGACGGAAGUACAAAGUCUCCCCCCCGGAUACAGCAGGCCCACCAGAAUUUGAGAGAGUCUUCAGAGCUCAGGCAAACUGCUCCGAAUACUUUCCAAUCUUUGUGUCUGUCCUAUGGGUGGCUGGACUCUUCUUCCAACAAGGUGUGGCUGCAGUCUGUGGGCUACUCUACUUGUAUGCUCGGUACCAGUACUUCCAGGGAUAUUCGCUCUCUGCUCUUGGAAGAUUGGGGCCUAUGUACUUCAGUGCCAAAGUUCUGUGGAUUUUGAUUGGUUUGUCCAUGGCUGGGCUUUUGGUUCACUUCCUUUCGCUCAGUUCUUUUGUGUGGAGAAUGGAAAUUCCAAGCAAACUGCAACUGCUCUUCCAGUGGUAAACAGCACCUGUGACCUAAACUUCAACUCAGCAUCUCCUCCAAUGCUGGAGGAAGAGGGAGAAAGCGGUCCUCUCCCGCCCGCCACCCCAAGUUAUCCACAGCAAGUUCCACUUAUUAGGAAACAGUUUUAAUCACAAGUGGAGAAUAGAGCAAUGCUACAUCCAUUUGCCUCAGUUGGCUUUUAAAACCCCUUCUCUUCCCCCACUAAACGUUGUGCAUAUGCAUGUAGAAAAGCUCAGGCUUGCUAGAGAAGCUAAAGGCAGACAUGAUUAGCAGCACAUGCUUUUCUGUGCACCCCACUGAAACUAAGGAUUUUGCACCAGACUCAGCUUCUGCAGGAUGUUGCUUAAGCUAAUGAAAAGAGGCUGUUGUAAUUCUCAGCUGCUGUGUCUAUACAGCAGGUAGCAGUACUUCAAAUGGAGUGUUAGUGGGAGGCAAGGUCUAGACCACCUAUUUCUAGGACAUUUGUUCAUAUAAUACUUAAAUGCUUUUAGGCCCAUGUUUUCUAAUGGCUUAUGGCACUGGGCACCCAAGAUGAGAUUGCUAGGAUCUGCUUUGCUGAAGUUCUGGGUGCUCCUAGCUAUCAAAUUGGGCACUCAAAAGCAUGACAAUAACUGAAAAAGAUGAGCUUUAAUUUCCAUUGCCAAACCAAGAGCUGUCACAGUCUGAUGUUGCUUAUCUUUGCUGAACUACAAGUUGCCUUGAAAAUUUGACAUUUUUACUCUGUUGUAGUUACUUGUUGCUGCACUUACCUGAGCAAUGGGAAGCAUACACAGGUUUUCUGCUACAAGAGUCAAUGCAUCUAAUGUCAUAGGACAGUCAGGGGAACAUUGCAUACACAGUUGGUGAGUGGAGACAGAAAAGAGCCAGAAAAGGUGAAGAAAUACUUUCCCAAACUUACAGCUUUAGAUAUACUGGUUUGAAGGGGAGGAACAUAGAAGAAAAUUGCUAAAGUAUUGUUUUAUAACCACACUUUAAAAGCAAAAGCCAUUCAAAGAAAGGCUCUCUCCUAACCUAACAGAAACUUGCAUUUGGUUUUAAUAAAGGAAUUAGGAAUUAAGUCCCUCUACUUGGAUUCAGAGCCACUGAGAAUGUUUUCAGCAUCAGGUGGCCCUUCUCAGUAGUAGACUAGUAAGGGGGGAUAAAAAGCACAUUUUAGAUGUAAUGUAUUACAAGUGAGAGUUUAGCAAUGGUUCCUUUUCCUUAUUUAUGCAGAGCUGGAGUACAGUCUGUUCAAUUAUGCUACUACAGCACCCUGCCUGUAGAAGCAGGGCACCUGGAAAUGGCACCAGUGCCACAAGCAGCACUGCCGUGGCUAAUUUAUAAUCCAGAGUUACAUUGCCAAGUCAUGGGAAGGGAAAAUAAUUUUAUAAAUCGGCAAGUUAAAUAUGAAGAGCCUCUUGCUAGAAAGUUAAAACCUGAGUGAAGACAAGGGCAAGGAUUUUAAAUUUAAUUAAACUUUAUUACAGUGCACGUUAUUUUUAAUAUGCAUUUAUAUAGAGAUGUACUUGAAAAAUCAAAUGUAUCCAAUAAUAAAAAAUACAGCACAUUAAAGUAGUAUAAUGCAUUCCAGUGUAUAGCUGAAGAGACAUUGGGAUUUCAGAAAAAACUUUGAGAAAUUACACGACUUCCUACCAUUUUAGAACUGGGCUACUUAUUUUCAAAAUUCACAUCAACCAGUAACUGAAAUAUUUAUUAAAAAGAUGGAUUUUGCACUCAAAAUCUCAAGGCAUGAAGACGUUGGUGCCUUCAACAUAGUUUUAUUCAGGGGCCAUGUUCAACCCUGGCAGGCACAGUGUGGUUUAUUAUUUCCCUGCCAUACCGAUAUACGUAAUCUCCUCUGGUAGAACCAUGACUCUUCCUGGACCAAGAGGAGAGCUCCAUCUUCCUACUCACUUAAUCCUCAGAUGUAGUCCUGGAGGAACUGCCUCUUGCUGGGGCAAGGGGAAAUGAAGCGAUUCAGGCAGUGAUUGUUUCUCCCAAUACACCUCAACCCUGCUCUGCAGUUGGUAAGGGGAAUUCAGUCACCCUGUGCUCAUUGCCAAAACCCUCCCCCUUCACUGCUCCAGCAAUAGGACUCCCACCCAAUAUAGCCAGGGUCUGCCCUUUCCUGGGCUGAAGAUACAUAUGGCCUUCUGCUCAUUAGAUCCUUCGUUCUGUAAGCAUGCCAAACCAUGCUGUAUGUUUAUCUGACCCAGCUGCUACACUCAGGGAGCCAUGUCCCUGAGAGGACGAGUGACAGUGUGGUCCUCGCCCAGGGGAACAAACCAAACCUUUUAACUAGGAUUAUUUUCCCUUGGUCUCUAUACAGCAAGAGCGGACAGUUUGACCACCCCCCACAAAGUCAGCUGCAGCCAACACAUGCCAGUGUGGACAUUGGUGCUCUCUUGUUUAAUUCCAGCCAGCACCCACCUAUGGAAAUGUUUCCCCUCCAUGUAGUCUGUUGCAGAGCUUCCCAGGAUUCGUGUAUUUUGGCCACAGACUUUUUUUCUUCUUCCUGGCUUGUAGCAGAUGGUGGUGCUGUGCAUGCAACAGUUUCACACCCUUUGCAGACUGGGGGAAGGGAAUAAAAAGGAGAGGAAGAUUUGGAGGAGGGACUGAGCAACGGCUUUGCGCAUCCACCCUUCGUCCUGGGAAUUUCAUUCUG